Molecule: messenger RNA, 657 nt
Organism: Schistocerca serialis cubense
Lineage: Eukaryota; Metazoa; Arthropoda; Insecta; Orthoptera; Acrididae
Product: testis-expressed protein 47-like
Exons: 5
Coding region: 1-657 (218 amino acids)
Source: RefSeq, a predicted model, not a curated record
AUGAUUUAUAUUGGGCGCCAUAAUUUUGAAGACCAGCAAGCCAUUACACAAUUCUUUGAGGCAACAAUAAAAACAAUUAAUGGUGGAUACUGUGAUGAGCCUCUUACUGGAUUGUUUUUGUGGUACAAUGACUACUUCAUCCAUGUUCUUGAGGGAUCAGAAGAAACACUCAACAGACAUCUGAAGUUUUUGCUGAAACAGAUAGAGGCCAGUGUAAUUGCAAUCAGUGCUAUGAAGAUUCUUCUCAUGUAUCAUCAUAUUAAACAGCGAUUCUUUCAACAAUGGAUUGCAAGGCCAGUGAAUGCUCAUUUUUUACCUGAGUGUAUUUCACUGGAUUGUGAUAGGGACAAAACAGCCCAAUUACUACAGACAUGCGUUGGGAAACUUUAUCAGCUUGCCGAAUUACUCCAAAAGCAGACUGUGUGUGGACUGCAACUCAUCUUAGAUCAUUUGUCUGAACGUGUUCCACAUUUAUUACCAGAAAUGGAACUUAUGGAAUUUCUGCUCUCUGUCUCUUGGCUUCAUGAUCCUCAAUAUCUCAUCUCUCAUUAUGCAACCUUACCAUGUACUGUUCCUGAUACAGCCUUUUCAAAGGAUGAGUGCAUUACAACAAAUUAUUUAUGCAAAACUGUUGAGGCUUUCCUGGUUACUUGUUGA